This is a messenger RNA of Pseudoliparis swirei, 2186 nucleotides long. It is a transcript of the gene henmt1, whose product is annotated as HEN methyltransferase 1. Bases 1 to 1320 code for a protein of 439 amino acids. Gene Ontology annotation, molecular function: O-methyltransferase activity; RNA methyltransferase activity. The record is from RefSeq and is a predicted model, not a curated record. Lineage: Eukaryota; Metazoa; Chordata; Actinopteri; Perciformes; Liparidae. The transcript has 8 exons. Gene Ontology annotation, biological process: piRNA processing; siRNA processing; RNA methylation. Gene Ontology annotation, cellular component: nucleus; cytoplasm.
AUGGACCCGAUCUUCAGUCCGCCGCUUCACAGGCAGAGACAUCAAUUUGUCAUCGAUUUUGUCAAGAGGAGAAAACCCCAGAAGGUGCUGGACUUGGGGUGCAGUGAGUGCAGCCUUCUCAAGCUCCUGAAGUUUCACCGGGAAAUUGAACUGCUGGUUGGAAUGGACAUCGACGGUGCCAAGCUGAAGAAAAGGAUGCACGGAUUGGCUCCGAUGUUGACCGACUACCUGCAACCGAGCGACAGGCAGCUGCGCAUCGAGCUGUACCAGGGCUCCGUCACGCAGAGGGACGCCCGCCUCCGGGGAUUUGACCUGGUGACCAGCAUCGAGCUCAUCGAGCACCUCACGCUCCCCGAUGUGCAGCGCUUCUCCGACGUGGUCUUCGGUUACAUGACUCCGGGGGCCGUGAUCGUCAGUACCCCCAACUGCGAGUUCAACCCUCUGUUCCCGGGGAACGUGGGUUUUCGGCACCACGACCACAAGUUCGAGUGGAGCAGAGCCGAGUUCGAGUCCUGGGCUCUGGGGGUGUGUUUGGAUUACGGCUACGAGGUGGAGUUCACCGGGGUCGGACAGCCUCCUCCGGACCAGCACCAAAGCAUCGGCUUCUGCUCCCAGAUCGGUGUGUUUCACCGGCUCGGGGGAAAAGGGAACAACAACAACAACGUGUUGUUUUGUGAGGAGGCCGAGGAUGUGCUUUCAUACACUCUGCUGUAUAGUAAGAACUACCCCAGCCUGCAUGACAACAACAUCUUGAGUCGGGUCCUGGUGAUGGAGGUGUUGUCCGGGGCAGACAAGCUGAGGAGAAGAUGGGCGGAGGAAGAGGAGACCGGCAAACGGGAGACCGGCAGGUGGGAUUACGGCAGUGACCCACCGCGCAACGCUGACGGGGAGGAGGAGGAGGAAGAGGAGGAGCGCCACCUGGAGAUGGAAGAGAAGCAGAGAGCAAUGAGGAUUCUGGUGCAGCGUCAGGAAGUUGAGGACCGAAAGCUGUUUUGGAAAGAUGGCCAAGGGCAACAGGAGUCCUGCAAAGUGAACAGGUGUGUGCACAUACCUCUGGUUGUGCUCUGGUCCCGCUACCCCAAGGUCCGCGCCCUGGCCGGAAGUAUCGGUAACCUCCGGCAGCACCUGAUGGAUCACCCCGACGUCACACUGAGCCAGGACGGCUUGGCGGUGCUCCUCAACAACCAGGAGCAAGGCACUAGUAACGUUCCAUCGCUUUUAUGCCCCAUCAUAUGUUUUUGUGCAGAAUGUAAAUAUGUACUCACAGGGUUCUUACACAUUUUGACCAGUGGAUUUCCAGGACUUUUCCAUGACAUUUAACCAAAUUUCCAUAACCAAACUGAAAUCUCGGUAGAAACAUGAACAUUGUGCGUAUUGAGAGCGUACGCCGGCUUAUAUUUUGAGCGUUUUUCUUUAAAAAAAACAUUAAUUAUUGUAAACUCGGCGUAAAUGAAUGUGAUGAUAAUAAAUGUCCAUGACUUUUCCAAAACUUUUAUGAUUUACAUUUUUCCAGGCCUGGAAAUGACCAUUUUAAAAAUGCCAUGACUUUUCCAGGUUUUCCAUGACCGUACGAAUCCUGUACUCAUCAAUCUGCCACACGCGGUGGACUGUUUUUAAAAGCGGUCCUUUUUUACAAUACAAUACUUAUUGAGCAAAACGGCAACAAACACUUUCAUCUGAUGUCCGAUACAAAUGCAAUACCAAGGUUGACCAGCAGGUGUCAUCAUUUCUUACUGUGUCCAUUCUACACACACUGCAUCUAUUUCCUGCUCUGCUUCUUAUUCUAUGAUCUUUGAUGCCCGAUGGUUUCUGUGGUUUGGACACCGCUGCUUCCUUUGUGUUUUAUAUUCUCCUAGAAGAAGAAGAGGAGGAAGAGGAGCAUGAUGAUUUGGACGACAGCGGGUAUGCCAGAGGAAGUGUCGAGCCAGAGGAAGACUGGGACGCAGACGCGUGAUCGGCAUCGGACGUCUUCGUUGUCGGCGCGCGGGUUCCGCUCGGUGACAUCUGGACGGCUCGAUCGUACGGACAACAAUUCCCAGAAUGCACCGCUGCAACUUUGGCUUUUGGAUUGAUUUGAGGGCUUGUUUGGACUUUUUGUGUUGUAUGUAAACACCCGUUGGCCUCUUAAAUCGGAGUAUACUCCUGAAAUGCAAAGGGUAUAAUAAAACUCGCUGUAAAAAUGCUAA